Syngnathoides biaculeatus (alligator pipefish) is the source of this 8681-nucleotide messenger RNA. RefSeq lists its product as uncharacterized. The coding region runs from base 2112 to 3947 and encodes 611 amino acids. NCBI's taxonomy places the organism in Eukaryota, Metazoa, Chordata, Actinopteri, Syngnathiformes, Syngnathidae. The record is from RefSeq and is a predicted model, not a curated record. The transcript has 2 exons.
GACCAUCAUAUAAAACGGAAAGCUGCCAAAUGACAGAAAUCAACUUCUAGUGCACUUUGUCUGAAUUUUCUGACAUCUAAAAUUAUGUCAUGAAAAUUAUUAGAGGACAGUUAUUGCUGUAUAUUAAGUAAUAUGAUGAAAAUAAAUUACAACUCCAACACCCCUAUCGAGUGUCUCGAUUUCCCUUGCUCAAACGCGUGUCACCGGGGCCACCUCUGGAGCCAAGCCUGGAGGUCGGACUCGAAGGCGAGCACCCAGUGGCUGGGUCUCCACCCAUGGGGCUCGGCCGGGCACAGCCCGAAAGUGUAACAUGGGUCCCUGUUCCCAUGGGCUCACCACCUGUGAGAGUGCCCAUCGGGGGUCGCUGCGAUGUGAGCUGGGAAGUGGCCAAAGGUGGGGUUCUCUUAUGAGAGGUGGGUGGAGUAGGCAACUAUCUUACUCAUGUAAGGGUACUCCUACUUUAGGAUAGUAUGACUCAAGUAAAAAAUAGUAGUGGUCAGAGUACUUAAGAGUAAAAAAGUACUGAAUGAAAAAACUACAAGAUGAUUUUGGAACUUUUUUUGUUUUGCUGUGGGUGACAAGCUAACAACCCCCCACCGAGUCAGAUAGAUCCAGAACUCGUAACAGUUGACAAAUCCAAUGAGUUUCCAUGUUAUUUUAUUGAAGAAAUACAAUCCAUCAGGUCAAAUGUCAGCUCAAAUCAGCAAAAAGAUAGAAUGAUCUCACAUCUGAAGCCACCCAGAGAAAAACUAACUUGUCAGAAUUUGAUACAGUUGACCAAAAAACUGUUGAGAAACCUGUUCAGCAGUUGAAACCAUUAAUGAGCUGUCUCGACUCAAUACCAUCUGACUUUUUCAAAACUAUUGUGAAUUCAGUGCUACCUGAUUUGCAGCAAAUAAUCAAUUGCUCACUUCAGUCUGGCGAGUUUCGCAAAGCUCUUAAAGUAGCUGCUGUUAAGCCUCUUCUAAAAAACAGAGCACUGGACGAUUCCAGCAAGCGAUAGACCCAUCUCAACUCUCCCGUUCAUAGCCAAGAUUCUUGAGAACGUUAUUUUCAAUCAACUCAGCAAUUUUUUUAGUUUAAAUUGACUUUUUGACAAAUUUUAAUCACCUUUCCGAACUUAUCACAGGACAGAAUCUGCUCUUAUCAAAGUGCUAAAUGAUAUGAGUUUGAAUACUGACUCAGGAACGGUGUCAAUUUUGGUCUUGUUGGAUCUCAGCCCGGGUUUUGAUAAGGUAGAUCACAAUGUACUGCUCAACAGAUUGGAAACGUGGGUAGGACUAAACGGAACAGUCCUUAAAUGGUUAGGUCCGACCUGGAGGAAAGGAGCUACUUUGUGACCAUUGGAUGUACUCGGUCUCAGCAAAUGGAAAUGACCUAUGGGGUCCUUCAAGGGGCAGUUCUUGGACCUAUCCUGUUCAGCCUGUAUAUGCCACCCUUGGGUCAAAUUCUUCAAAACUUUAAUUUUGCCUACCAUAGGUAUGCAGAUGACACACAGUUAUAUUUAGCAGUGUCUCCAGAUGACUACAGUUCAAUUGAGGUAUUGUGCCACAGUCUAAAUCAGAUAACUCGCUGAGCCAAACUUUUCAUCAACUAAAGCACAACAAAACUGAGACAAUUGUUUGUGGCAAUAAAGAAAAGAGAAUUACUGUUAGUAAACACCUGGACUCUCUAUCUUUAAAAACCAAAGACCAAGUCCGAAACCUUGGUGUUCUGAUUGAAUCCGACAUGACUUUCAAUAAUCAUAUCAAAUCAAUCAUAAAAACUGCCUUCUACCAUCUGAAGAACAUUUCUAGAGUGAAAUCUUGUAUAUGUCAAGCAGCCCAGGAAAUGCUCAUCCAUGCUUUUAUCUCAAUUAGACUGGACUGCUGGUCUUUUGACUUACUUAGCUUCAUACCACGUGAUUUGUGCUUGUGCUUGUGUUACCAUUUCUGUGUGGGACCAAUAAAGUGCCAAUUGUUGGUAGCCAGAAGUGUGUCUUGUCUUCAUUUCUGAGUGCCUAUCUCCGACGAACCUAUUAAAAUUUGAUACCAAACUCCUGAGCGAGGUAUCAGAAAUGUUUUAAAACAUUUUUGGCGUUGUCGGCAGGAUCGUGGAGAAUACAUUCAGAAAUGGCUUGUUGCUUUAAGAGAAAAAUUGUGAAGGAGGCGGAAGUGGCCUCGAGUUUUAAGGGUAAAACGGAGAAGGGAGCGGAGGUGGCUCCCAAUGAGGAUGGCGUCUCCGACUGGGAGAGCCUUGGAUUUGAAGAAAUAGGGAAACUCCUUAGACGGUACGGGGGACGCCCUAAGCCGUGGAUAGGAGAAAUCCUCUUGGUAACUCCACCGCUGCUACAGCGCAUGUUAAGCAGGGUGGAUGUGAGGGACAAAGCCCCGCUGGGUGGCGUCCGAGAGAUGUUGUGGAUUUUUGCCGAAGCCUGGAAGGAAAGAACAAUGGCUUUGGAUAAAGUGUGCGCUUCUGAAAUGCAAAAAGAUAAAAAGAUAACGCAACUUGAAGAGAAUAUAAAAGCGCUUGAAUCUGACCAAGCUAAAGCGCAGAAAAUCUUAGAGAAAUCAGUGGCUUUUAUUUCUUCUAUGGCGCGCGAGAAAAGUAACAAAAGACCGCGUCGCAUCGACCCAAAACAGGUCCGCUCUUUCGCUGUGGCACUCCAGGAAGACUGGGAGCCAGAGGGAUGGAAUGGCGACAUAUGGGGAGAUGGCGACAUGCAAUAUGGCGGGGAAAUGAAACCUCAACCGCUGUAUCCACAACUUGGACAUCUCCAAGUUAAACCGAUCUCGCGGAGACGGGAGGAACAGCAUGUUGUCUUGCCUGUCUUUGAAGAACAGGGAGAUGAGAAUAAUGUACCUAUAGUUGAUAGGGAAGGAAACCCUAUAAUGAGGCGAAUAGAACAGCCUCAGCCGCCGCCCAGAAUGACGAUAACAAAAGAGGACUUCUCUCAGGAAGAGAUAGCCCAUUUAACAUCAAAGUAUCGACAAAAGCAGGGAGAACCAGCUGAUUCUUGGCUCAGGCGGAUGUAUGAGGAAGGAGCUGACGCCAUAGAACUUGACUCAGAGGACUUUUCGCGAUUUGGAGGCUUGAGUUCAGAUUCUCGAAUGAAUGCCGAGUUUCGUGCAAACGGGAGAGCAAUGGCGGCAGGUGAUUCUUUUUCGCUAUUUGCCUUGUAUGCUAUAACAGCGCAAUCUGUGUAUCCAACGUGGCAUGAUUGGCCCGAGAUCAAAGGGCCUUUGGUAACCAUCCGCGACGCAAUUCACAGGAUGGGGAGAUUGUGUACGCGCGAAUCGAUAUCGCGAGCGGGUCAUGCUUUUAUUGACGAAACAGCAGUGCCAAAGGUGGUGCGUGAUGCAAUGAUUCGAGACGCACCCCCCCACUACAGGUCUGCGAUAUUUACCAUUUUGUUAGGAGCCGUCGAUAACAGCUUCAGUGACGUAAAAACGCGCUUGUUGGAGUUGGCGACUUUGGGAGAUUGGGGAGACACAGUACAUCAGCCUUGCCCUGAGAAUUACAGGUCCGAAACAGAUUGCAAACGACCGCGCGUGAAACCGCCCGAAGCCGGGAGUAGUAGGCGGGAAAUGUGGAAAGCACUCAUUGUAGCGGGAGUACCGGCAGAAGAAAUUGACGGGCUACCCACAAGUGCCUUGGCUGCAAGAUGGAAACAAAGGGGAUUGAAUGUAAAUUGCUUGAGCAGGGGAUCAAAGGGAAAAUCAGAAAUUGCUCAGCUGGCCACCAUCAUAAAGGGAAUGAUGACGCCGGCAGCUCAACCAACAGCCCCUCCCUUGGAUGCAUUUGAGGAUGAAGAAGAGGAAGAAAAAGAUACAGACUCAAGCGACGACAUGCUAGUAGACACAAGAGGCCCCAGCUAUGUGGCUGCUGUGAGAAAGGGCCGAGCGAAACCCAAGAGUAAGGGGAAAAAUAAGGACAAGAGGUCACGUACCUUUGACCUCCUCAGCUAGGAUGGAGGACAAACUCAGUCAACCAGCCAGAACAAAAUUAUCAAUCGAUGGUCAGUUGGGGACAUCAGACCCCAUGUUCAAUUGGACAUGGAAACCCUGAUAAAAUGAAGGGUGAAAAUGUUCCACUGCGAGGAUUGGGGGGACAAAUUGUAAAUGGAAAAGCAGUAAUUCUUCCAUUGAAAAUUGGGAAAAUGCCAAUAUGGAAAUUUGAAGUGGUCGUCACCCCCAUCCCAGAGUGGAUAAUUGGAAUGGACAUCCUGGCUGGAAUGACUUUGUAUUUGAGAAUAGGUAAAUUUCAAUUUGGAACAGGAAUUGAUGUGCAGACAAUAUUGGUGGGAAAGGUAAAAAUGACACCGUUUCCCAUAUCUUUGGGGAAAAUGCAAUCAGGACCUCCUCGAGCUGCGGAAAUUAUAGCUCAGGGGUCUGAUGCCACAGUCAGUGUUUUAUAUCAAGGAGAGGAAAAAUGGGUGAACGUACCCGUGAACAAAUGUUACAUGAGAGAAUACUAAUCAUGUUUUCUUUUGUCAAUAGUGGUAACCAUAUCUGUUGCAGCUUGGUGGGUGCUUGUUGAAGUGGGAGCUGCUGAUUGGACGACCCUCGACGGGAGGACGCAGAGGUGGAGGACAUCCGGCGCCGAGGAAUUGGAAAUGACUGGGUCAUCUGCCUCCUUGCCGUUGGUGCCAUGGUCCGACUCUCCUGGGGAAUGACCGAAGGUCAUGCGUGCGAGACAAGCCAGUUCAUCGGGAUAUCAUCGAGGAACGACUUGGACGGCAAUUGCAGAAGAGGAUUUCACCAUCUGGGAGGUUGGGGAUGAUGGUGACUUGAGGUGGGGGUAUGUGGUCACGGUCAUUCAAACACACUUGACUCCAAUUCUUGACACCUGUACACACCUAGCUCAAGCAGUGGUUGAAACCAAGAUAUACUGGACAAUUCACUUUCCCCCGAUUCCGAUAUGUAACAGAAUAAAAAGGGCAUGGUAUGAUACUUUGUUGGGGGGAACGGGAACCGUAUUGGGAUUGGCAAAUACUGCUGAUAAUGAGGUAACUAGGACCAUGCUGUCCAAUACUGGAGAACACUCUGCCAGGGCCUUGCAUCAAAUAGGGGUUUGCCUUCCUAAAGCUCUGGUGGGACAAAAAGAAAAUGCAAAACUUUGGAAAACAGUGUUUAAUUGGGAUAUCAAAUUAUGCGACGAAGCAGAGAACAUGCUUCAGAACUUGACAGAACAGAGUAGCUGGACAGUAUGUAGUAUUCAAACUCUACACGCUGCGGCUCAAAAGGAGUCGUUUCUAAGGAUAGUUACGUCAGGAAAUUAUCAAGAGUGGCGGAAGGUUUGGAACAUUUCCGACUCUUUGUGGUUGACAUUACAUCCCGAACACACCAAAUGUAACAAAAAUAAAUGUACGGGGUAUUGGACCCAGUACAACGUGACGACAACAAAGGUGGUUUGUAAAUAUCAGGUUUUGCCUGUUAUAACGACAAGUGGAUAUUGGUUUUUACACAUGGACGGAGAGUGGUUUGAACCAAAAACCAACAAAAGCUUUAAAUCAGAUUUAUGUGAUUUAACAGACCAAGGGUUGGCUUGCAGAUUACAACAUGCGUACUCGAAUCCGUGCCUAACCGACUCAGAGGUUGUACUUUGUGAUUGGACUAGGGAGCCAGCCAGAGAGAUGAUGUGGCAAGUUGGACCGCAUACUCUCUGUGUGGCUACAACACAAAAUAACUCACAAGUACCUUCGGUUCCUUUUGUAGGAUGCCUUCAAGAUGUACACAUAUGGCGCUGGGGAAACAUGACGUAUCGUUUGACUAACUAUUCGGAGUCCCGCAGGUUGACUGCGGUCCAGUGGGAGGUACUACGCUCCCCCUGGUCAGUGUCUCUGGAACAAUUCAAAUGCGCAUUGGAGAGUUCUACAGACAUCCAAAAACUCAUCAAGUCACAUGCGUCUAAGAUUUCCAGUCUCUUGGUGUCAACUAUGGUAGUAAAAGGGGAAGUAGUGCAUGCCGCUAAAUUAGUACAACAGGCUUCAGCUUAUCAUUGGUGGGAUAUCUUCACAGGAAUGUCCUCCACUGCGCGUACUACUUUCUUGCCACCCUUGAUCGUGUUAAUGAUUGUUAUUUGUGUGCUUACGCUAUGCAAUAUGGGAAAUAUAUAAUCGCCUAUAAUCAAUUGCUUACAUUUUGAAUGAUGGAAAAACAUCAAGAGUGGAAUGAAGUAAGAAUAAUUUUAUUGUGUUGUUUUUCCAUAAUUAAAAGAUGUUUCGCAAUAGCUUCGUAUAUGUUUCGCAAUAGCUUUGUAUAACCUAAAAGACGAUCGCAAUAGCUUUGAAUAACCAGCAAUGUCAUAAAAGGAUGUUUGGAUAACCAGCAAUGUCAUAAAAAGAUGUUUUUGUGUUAUAUGAUGUCAUGCAACGCCAUCUGUUGGUAACAAAGAAUAGUGUGGCGUCAGGCGGGAUGAAUUGGCCACUCACCCCUCCUUCCGCACACGCUUAGAGUAUAAAAGGAGAACUUUGGAUACUCUCGGUAGAGUCUGCUGCGGGUUGCGUACGGACGCCCAGCCGGUAUUGAAGCUGCUCUACCUGGAGUGUUGGCUCUCCCUCCUAUUGGCGCACGGAGCUACAGAACUGCAUUCUGGUCUGGGUGCCUACAGCAACUCUGACGCCACCUCUUGUAUUGCGCCCACAGUGCGUGCACCACGGUGGGUAAAGGAGGAAGCAGAAGCGCACAAGCGAGGCAAGUCUGCAAGUGUGUGAGUGUGUUUGUGUGUGUGGGGGCAUGUGUGUGUGUACAUACAUAUACGUAUAUACAGCGUCAAACAAACACAUAAAAUUUUCAUUUUUUUGUCGAGAAUCAACAAAUGGCACACAACCGUGAAGUGGAAUGAAAUUUCUUGGAUAUUUUAUACUUUUUUAACAAAUAAAAAACAGAAAAGUGGGGUGUGCAAUAUUAUUCGGCCCCUUUACUUUCAGUGGAGCAAACUCACUCCAGAAGUUCAGUGAGGAUCUCUGAAUGAUCCAAUGUUGACUGAUGUUGAUAAAUAGAAUCCACCUGUGUGUAAUCAAGUCUCUGUAUAAAUGUACCUGCUCUGUGAUAGUCUGAGGGUUCUGUUAAAGUGCAGAGAGCAUUAUGAAGACCAAGGAACAUACCAGGCAGGUCCGAGAUACAGUUGUAGAGAACUUUAAAGCCGGAUUUGGAUACAAAAAGAUUUCCCAAGCUUUGUACAUCUCAAGGAGCACUGUGCAAGCAAUCAUAUUGAAAUGGAAGGCGUAUCAGACCACUGCAAACUACCAAGACCUGGCCGUCCCUCGAAACUUUCACCUCAAACAAGGAGAAGACUGAUCAGAGAUGCAAUCAAGAGCCCCAUGAUCACUCUGGAUGAACUGCAGAGAUCUACAGCUGAGGUGGGAGAGUCUGUCCAUAGGACAACAAUCAGUCGUACACUGCACAAAUCUGGCCUUUAUAGAAGAGUGGCAAGAAGAAAUUUCUGUAAGAUAUCCAUAAAAAGUCUAAUUUAAAGUUUGCCACAAGCCACCUGGGAGACACACCAAACAUGUGGAAGAAGGUGCUCUGGUUAAAUGAAACCAAAAUCGAACCUUUUGGCCACAAUGUAAAACGAUGUGUUUGGCGUAAAAGCAACAUAGCUCAUCACCCUGAAAACACCAUCCCCACUGUCAAACAUGGUGGUGGCAGACUCAUGGUUUCGGCCUUCUUUUCUUCAGCAGGGACAGAGAAGAUGGUUAAAAUUGAUGGGAAGAUGAAUGGAGCCAAAUACAGGACCAUUCUGGAAGAAAGCCUGUUGGAGUCUACAAAAGACCUGAGACUGGGACGGAGAUUUACCUUCCAACAGGACAAUGAUCCAAAACAUAAAGCCAAAUCUAAAAUGGGAUGCUUCACAAAUAAACGCAUCCAGGUGUUAGAAUGGGCAAGUCAAAGUCCAGACCUGAAUCCAAUCGAGAAUCUGUGGGCAGAGGUGAAGACUGCUGUUCCCAAACGCUCACCAUCCAACCUCACUGAGCUUGAGCUUUUUGCAAGGGAGAAUGGGCAAGAAUUUCAGUCUCUCGAUGUGCAAAACUGAUAAGACAUACCCCAAGCGACUUGCAGCCAUAAUUGCAGCAAAACGUGGCGCUACAAAGUAUUAAUGCAAGGGUGCCAAAUAAUAUUCCACGCCCCACUUUUCAGGUUUUAAUUUGUUAAGAAAAAGUUUAAAAUAUCCAAUAAAUUUUGUUUAACUUCACAAAUGUGUUCCACUUGUUGAUUCUUGACAAAAAACUUUCAUUUUAUAUGUUCAUGUAUAAAUCCUGAAAUGUGCCAAAAGGUUGAAAAGUUCAAGGGGCCCGAAUACUUUCACAAGGCACUGUACAUACAUAUAAAGUGGUACCUGUACUUACAAAGUUAAUCAGUUCCGGAAGUCAUUUCAGUUUGGGGAACACUGUUUCAAAGAAAUCUUUCCUUUUGGCUUGCAGUGGAUGAGAUUGUGGUGAUCACGAUCAUUGUCAGCCUGUCACCACUGUUGAAAAUGAAGGAUUCAGGGAGCUCCUGAACCUUGUCAAUGUGUACUUAAAUUUUUAUGUUCACAAUCUUCUGUACUCUGUGAAAGCUUUUUUUUCCCUCCAUCAAAGGCAGGGAAACUGGCGUCUAAGAGGAGAAAUCUAUUUGGAGCAAUCACAUCAAAAACUUUGUUCCUCAAUUAAAAAUGCAUAAAAUAAUCACAUUUUAGUCUUAUGACUGAAUACUUAAGUG